This is a messenger RNA of Penicillium brasilianum, 825 nucleotides long. Lineage: Eukaryota; Fungi; Ascomycota; Eurotiomycetes; Eurotiales; Aspergillaceae. The record is from the annotation of a GenBank genome assembly.
AUGGCCACCAACACCUAUAAUGGCUGGCCUCUACUAUUACUCUUUGUGAUCUACAGCAGCUUCAUCACGGCUAUCGAAGCAAAAGUUGUCGUGGCUACAGUCCAUACCACAGUGGAGGUGGUCCAAGCGACGCCUGCCGUUCCCAGUCCUGCCUCAUACACUUCGACCUCCAAGUUCAAAGACACAGUUCUUCGGGUUAGCAAUGACUAUCGAAAAGCACACGAUGCAGAACCGCUAGUCUGGAACGAUACGUUGGUCGAAUAUUCCCACGAAUGGGCUCGGCAUUGUAUCUGGGAACAUUCGGACGGUCCUUAUGGGGAAAAUCUAGCAUUUGGGUAUCCCAAUGCCUCGUCAGCAGUCGAGGCUUGGGGCGAUGAGAGAAAAUUCUAUAACUUCGACAAGCCGACCGGAUUCACUGAGAAGACAGGCCAUUUUACACAACUGGUGUGGAAGUCCACAACGGAAGUGGGAUGCGCUGCGAUCGAUUGUGGAUAUACCGAAGACAACGAAAAAGAACGAAGAGACGCCGGUGAUAGCAGUACGGGUCGACUUCUUUCUCGAGAGCUCGAUGGAAGUACGAGAGCGCAGGGUUGGUACGUUGUAUGUGAAUACACGCCAACGGGCAAUGUUGUUGGCGAUCACAAUGAAUACUUCAAGAAGAAUGUGAAGCCAAGCGACAAAUCGUCGUCCGCGACAACUACUUCUGCUACAUCGAAAGGUCAACCGACGGGCGGGGCGGCGAUGAAGAACAAAAUCAGUCCCGCGGUGUGGACAACGUUGCUGGCUCUGGGGACUGUGGCGAUUGGGAUGAGCCUGUAUACUUAG